GAUUCUCACCAAACACAAACUUUUCUGAGAGAAGAGCGUUCAGAUUUGUGUGGUUCUCACUCGCUUUCUUCUUUUCUUCAAUCCUUUCCCCCUCUCUGUAACACCCCGCUUCUCUGAAUCCCUUUCUGUUAAUCAUCUGUCUUUCAAGUUAUGAUUUUUUGAGUUUGUCUCUAAUCUUACAAAGAAUCAAACUUCAAAGGUUUCUCGAAAGCCAGGUGUUUUCAGAAUCGAGAUCCAGGUUUUUUUUUUGUUUACUUUUAAAAACAUAAUUUUUGUUAUUAUUUUUUUAAUUUGCUCUAUUUCACCUUUCAUUCGGCCAAGAGGGUUGUUUUUGUUCCCUCAAAGCUUUGCUUUUUAAUUUUCCCAAUUUUCUGGGAUUAAAGGGGUUGUGUAUUUUAAACCUCUUAUACCCUUUCUUUCUUCUGUUAAAAAGACUUGAUUUUUCUUUGUUGGGUUUGCUGUUUUUCCAGUUUUUAAUUUUUAAUUUUUGUCAAGUUGCUAACUAUUUAUGGCAGCUGCAAUGGAUUUCUACAACAGUCCACAACUUCAGUCAGAUCCUUUCAGAGGUGAGCUUAUGGAAGUUCUAGAACCUUUUAUGAAGAGUCCUUCCACAACUCCCUCUUCAUCCUCAUUCCCUUCUUCAAAUUCUUCAUACCUACCUUCUACUUCUCCAUCUCCCUCUCUUUCUACUUCGUAUUCUUACCCUUCUUACCCUUCAUUCUUCAAUUCCUCACCUACACAGCCCAAUUUCUACGCAGACAGCUUUGAGCAACCGAGUUCUGUCCUUGGGCUCAACAACCUAAGCCCAUCUCAGAUUACCCAGAUCCAGGCCCAGAUGGAGGCCCAGAUCCAGCAAAAUAGCCCAACCAACCUCAGCUUCCUGAGCCCCAAACCUGUCCCCAUGAAGCAAGUGGGUGCACCUCCCAAGCCCACCAAGCUAUAUAGAGGGGUAAGGCAAAGGCAUUGGGGGAAAUGGGUUGCUGAGAUAAGACUCCCGAAAAACCGCACAAGGCUUUGGCUUGGAACCUUCGACACUGCUGAAGAAGCUGCUUUGGCUUAUGACAAAGCCGCGUACAGACUCAGAGGUGACUUUGCAAGGCUCAACUUUCCCAACCUCAGGCACCAAGGUUUUGGGGAGUUUAAGACUUUGCAAACCUCGGUUGAUGCUAAGCUUGAUGCUAUAUGCCAAAACUUAGCUGAAAUGCAGAAACAAGGGAAGCCAGAGAAGGGUGUGCGGUCAACCAAAAAGUCAACAAAGGUGAAUUCGAAAGAGGUUCAGUUGGAGAAGGUUGAACCUUCAGCUUCAGCUUCUUUGUCUCCUGUGAUGACUGAGAGUGAGGGUUCCGCUGGUUCUUCACCUCUUUCUGAUCUUACCUUUGACGUCACUGAGCCACAAUGGGAAGCUGCUUCUGAACCUUUUAACCUGCAGAAGUUCCCUUCUUAUGAGAUCGAUUGGGAUUCUCUGUGAAGACAAGUUUGGUAGAGUUUUAUGUUAUGUAUGUAAUUCGUGAUUAGUAGUGUCGUGAGUAAUAAUAAUUUAGUAUAGUGGUAGGUGCUAGUGUUUUUCUGUCUUGUGGCUGCUGCAAUUGAUUUUUUGAAAAUUGCAGUGCUACUUGUAGGAUUUGGAUAAUUGGGUUUAUGUUUAGGUUCUUUUUUUUAAUUAUUAUUAUUAUUAUUUGAAUUUGCAUGUUGACUAUUAUGUCAAUGUGUUGUAAAUCUCUUCACCUUUGGUCAGCUGGUUUUUUUUCUUGCUUGGCCAGGGAGAAUGACUCGGUUCAGGUAGUGUUUAUGUUUAGGUGUUCGUGGAAGUAUAUUAUUAUUGAUGUAAUUCAAUUCUAUUUGUCUCAAUUAUGAAUAUAUUUGUA
This is a messenger RNA of Abrus precatorius (Indian licorice), 1865 nucleotides long. Its product is annotated as ethylene-responsive transcription factor RAP2-4-like. Gene Ontology annotation, biological process: regulation of DNA-templated transcription. The transcript has 2 exons. Lineage: Eukaryota; Viridiplantae; Streptophyta; Magnoliopsida; Fabales; Fabaceae. Gene Ontology annotation, molecular function: DNA binding; DNA-binding transcription factor activity. Bases 509 to 1468 code for a protein of 319 amino acids. The record is from RefSeq and is a predicted model, not a curated record.